AUGACCAUCAAGAAAAGUAAAACCGUCCUUUUUGAAAGACGUGCGGGGGAUUUAACUGCGUUGUAUUGUAUGAAUGAUUGGAUGAUCACAGUGGUGGUGGCUAUUAUUGCCAUGAUGUCUGUAUGGACUGCACUCAUCAUAUACAGAUAUAUACAGACAGCGAGAGGUAAAAGAAGAAAGUUUGAUGACACUAUUCUGGAAACUGAAAAGGACGAAAAUGAGACGGCAAACGAAGAAAACAGACUAUCCUGUGUCGAGUCAACAGGUAAAUCAACAUUUAUUCCUGUUCAUUCUUCACUGGUCGGGCCUGAGAUUUCAAUGAGGUCGAAUGUGACCCAUAUGCAGCAGAAUUGCUGUCUGCGCUUGUGUUUUUCCGCUAUAUGAGACGCGCCAUGAGAACAGCAUCGGUAGCCUACUAUCAUGUCUACAAACACGUGUGUGCGCGCGCUCGCGCAGGAGAUUGAAAAUAGAAAUGGUUAUAUCAAUGAAGCCCUUUGGUGAAGUGAAAAACAAAUGAUCAGUUGUCUGUAACAAAAUUCCCUAGUUAAAUUGUCUAUAUAAUGCUUUAUAUAUAUUACAGUAGCUAUUAGAUAUGUUUGCUGGGUUGGGUAGGUUACUUUCUACUUAGCUGUCAGAAAUUGUAAUCAGUAAAGUAACUUUUGGCUUACCCAAACUCAGUAAAGUAAUCUGAUUACUUUCUGUUACUUUUGCAUUGCUUUCCCCUUAAGAGUCAGACAAAAAUAAUCCAGCAAACGGAUUUGAUGUGUCAUCAUAGUGGUCUCUGAUUUGUGGUCAGACCUGCUCAGGUGGAACAAAUGUAAACUUGCUGAAUUGAAUGUCGUUGAGAAAACAGAAAGGUGUCAGUAUGUACAGUGGGGAGAACAAGUAUUUGAUACACUGCCGAUUUUGCAGGUUUUCCUACUUACAAAGCAUGUAGAGGUCUGUAAUUUCUAUCAUAGGUACACUUCAACUGUGAGAGACAGAAUCUAAAACAAAAAUCCAGAAAAUCACAUUGUAUGAUUUUUAAGUAAUUAAUUUGCAUUUUAGUGCAUGACAUAAGUAUUUGAUCACCUACCAACCAGUAAGAAUUCCGGCUCUCACAGACCUGUUAGUUUUUCUUUAAGAAGCCCUCCGGUUCUCCACUCAUUACCUGUAUUAACUGCACCUGUUUGAACUCGUUACCUGUAUAAAAGACACCUGUCCACACACUCAAUCAAACAGACUCCAACCUCUCCACAAUGGCCAAGACCAGAGAGCUGUGUAAGGACAUCAGGGGAUACAAUUGUAGACCUGCACAAGGCUGGGAUGGGCUACAGGACAAUAGGCAAGCAGCUUGGUGAGAAGGCAACAACUGUUGGCGCAAUUAUUAGAAAAUGGAAGAAGUUCAAGAUGACGGUCAAUCACCCUCGUUCUGGGGCUCCAUGCAAGAUCUCACCUCGUGGGGCAUCAAUGAUCAUGAGGAAGGUGAGGGAUCAGCCCAGAACUACACGGCAGGACCUGGUCAAUGACCUGAAGAGAGCUGGGACCACAGUCUCAAAGAAAACCAUUAGUAACACACUACACCGUCAUGGAUUAAAAUCCUGCAGCGCACGCAAGGUCCCCCUGCUCAAGCCAGCGCAUGUCCAGGCCCGUCUGAAGUUUGCCAAUGACCACCUGGAUGAUCCAGAGGAGGAAUGGGAGAAGGUCAUGUGGUCUGAUGAGACAAAAAUAGAGCUUUUCGGUCUAAACUCCACUCGCCGUGUUUGGAGGAAGAAGAAGGAUGAGUACAACCCCAAGAACACCAUCCCAACCGUGAAGCAUGGAGGUGGAAACAUCAUUCUUUGGGGAUGCUUUUCUGCAAAGGGGACAGGACGACUGCACCGUAUCUUCACUGGUUGCCCUUUUCUUUCUGCUGUGAUGGCACACUGUGGUAUUUCACCCAGUAGAUAAGGGCGUUUAUCAAAAUUGGGUUUGUUUUCUAAUUCUUUGUGGAUCUCUGUAAUCUGAGGGAAAAUGUGUCUCUAAUAUGGUCAUACAUUUGGCAGGAGGUUAGGAAGUGCAGCUCAGUUUCCACCUCAUUUUGUGGGCAGUGUACACAUAGCCUGUCUUCUCUUGAGAGCCAGGUCUGCCUAAGGCCGCUUUUCUCAAUAGCAAGGCUAUGCUCACUGAGUCUGUACAUAGUCAAAGCUUUCCUUAAGUUUGGGUCAGUCACAGUGGUCAGGUAUUCUGCCACUGUGUACUCUCUGUUUAGGGCCAAAUAGCAUUCUAGUUUGUCCGUUUUUUUUUUGUUAAUUCUUUCCAAUGUGUCAAGUAAUUCUCUUUUUGUUUUCUCAUGAUUUGGUUGGGUCUAAUUGUGUUGUUGUCCUGGGGCUCUGUGGGGUCUGUUUGUGUUUGUGAACAGAGCCCCAGGACCAGCUUGCUUAGGGGACUCUUCUCCAAGUUAAUAUCUCUGUAGGUGAUGGCUUUGUUACGGAAGUUUUGGGAAUCGCUUCCUUUGAAGUGGUUAUAGAAUUUAACGGCUCUUUUCUGGAUUUUGAUAAUUAGCGGGUAUCGGCCUAAUUCUGCUCUGCAUGCAUUAUUUGGUGCUCAAUUUGGUGUUUGUCCCAUUUUGUGAAUUCUUGGUUGGUGAGCGGACCCCAGACCUCACAACCAUAAAGGGCAAUGGGUUCUAUAACUGAUUCAAGUAUUUUCAGCCAGAUCCUAAUUGGUAUGUCGAAUUUUAUGUUCCUUUUGAUGGCAUAGAAGGCCCUUCUUGACUUCACAGCUUUGUGGAAGUUACCUGUGGCGCUGAUGUUUAGGCCGAGGUAUGUAUAGUUUUUUGUGUGCUCUAGGGCAACGGUGUCUAGAUGGAAUUUGUAUUUGUGGUCCUGGCAACUGGACCUUUUUAAGAACACCAUUAUUUUUGUUCUUACUGAGAUUUACUGUCACACUCUCUCUCUCUCCCCCUCCUCUUCUCGUCAUCUCCUCUCAAAAACAAUUAGUGUGGUCAUUUAUGGUCCCUCUCUCUCUCUCCUCUCUCCCCUCCUCCCCCUCUACUCUCUCACCCUCUCAAGCUCUCUCUCUCCCCCCCCCACCCUCUCUCUCUCCCCCCCCCCCCCCCCUCUCUCUCUCUCAAAACAACAAUCAUUGUGACAUUUAUGGUCUGUAUACAUAUAUUUUAGAUGUUAUUUAUAUAUAAUGGGGAUACAACAUGUAUAUAAACUGUAUUUCAUAAUUAUUUGACAACAUUUUAGGUUGACAAUAUUAAUAUUAUUCCAUUUCAGAUAUCACAUGCCUUAAACCCUUUAACCCUGAAUAAGAAAAAGCAGAAAAUGCAUCACUUCAUGCCUCUGCUGCUGUAGGUCGUUAUCAAUAAAACGUCACAAUAUGGUGCAGAGCGUUCGAUUUUCCUUCUGGGGGGGACAAGGAGACCUGCAGCUCCGUUAAAACCAUUGACAACUGUGUGCCGUUUUCAAGGGAUUGUUAAAUAAAGGUUAUAACUAUUGGUCGUAAUAUCGUCACCUCUUGAAGAGUAUAGUCAGAACUACACAUUUCAGAUUUUUCCAUGCAACGCAAUUGCUCACAUGUAGCUCUAUCAUCAUCAGAGUUAUAGGCUACACAACAGCAAGUCAGUAAACAUCAAUUGAUCAUGUAAUUUCAGAUGCGUGACGGUAGCCUCACAAUAUCUCUCAAUGUUGGCCACCAUUAAUUGGAUAUUUGAGUGAUAUAAAAUAAAAGUGAACUAUACCUGACAAGUAUGAGUGGUUUCGGUUAGUUUCCCAUUAGCUAUUAGCUAGAUAACCGAUCACGUCAAUAUGGCUAGUUAACAAGCUAACUUUCAGGGGAUAAUCUAGAUGGCUAUACCCAAAUAUGGUUUAAUUUGCUUGCCAUCUAUAGUGGUGAUGACGGUAGUUUGACUGACAACUUUACCAGGAUGAGGACUUGCCGAUGUCAAGCUCUUUCCAAAAGCCUGAUCUCUGAUGAAGCAAGCUAAAUGACAUGUUGUUUGCUUAGCUAGCUAGCUAACUAGCUAGCUACAUGCCAAAUGGAUAUGCUACCCUCACGUAUCUGAAAUUACAUGAUCAAUUGAUGUUUACUGAUCAUGAAAAGCAUGCAGUUACUUGCUGUAUAACUCUGAUGAUAGAGCUAAAUGUGGAAUAAUCAGAAAUGUGUAGGUCAGACUAUACUCUUAAAACCAAAUAGUUAUAACAUUUAUUUAACAAUCCCUUGAAAACGGCACGUAGUUGUCUAUGGUUUUAGCGGAGCUGGGGGUCUCCUUGCACCUCAGCAGCCAAAUUGAAAGCUCUGCAUCGUGUUGUGACGUUUUAUUGAUAACGACCUAUUCAUUCGAAUUAGACUGGUUUGGAUUCCUCCUUGGAACUUCGAGGGUUUAUGACAUAGAGCUCCUAUUAAAUUACUAGAUGGACUAUGUUUGUUAUCAUCACCCAUUAAUUAAGCCAAUGUGCUUCUUUUCCAGAGGAGAGUGAAGAAGUUCUGCCAGAGACACUGGAGAGCUGGGAUGGAGAGGGAUGGAGGAGAGAGCCAAUGGAAUGGAUUCCAACAACCAAUGAGGAUGUAGAACCUAUUGAGGGGAUCCCAACAACAACCAAUGAGGAUGUAGAACCCAUUGAGGGGAUCUCAGCAAUAACCAAUGAGGAUGUAGAACCCAUUGAGGGGAUCCCAACAACCAAUGAGGAUGUAGAACCCAUUGAGGAGAUCCCAACAACAACCAAUGAGGAUGUAGAACCUAUUGAGGGGAUCCCAACAACAACCAAUGGAUUAAACCAUUGAGGGAUCCGACAUAACCAAUGAGGAUGUAGAACCCAUUGAGGGGAUCCGACAAAACCAAUGAGGAUCUAGAACCCAUUGAGGGGUCCCAACAACAACCAAUGAGGAUGUAGAACCCAUUGAGGGGAUCUCAGCAAUAACCAAUGAGGAUGUAGAACCCAUUGAGGGGAUCCCGACAAUAACCAUUGAUGAUAUAGAACCCAUUACACGGAUCCGAACAACAACCAAUGAAGAUUUAGAACCCAUUAAACGGAUCCGAGCACAGACCAAUGAGGAUCUACAAUCCAUUAGACGGAUCCGAACACUAACCAAUGAGGAUCUACAACCGAUUAGACGGCUCCGAACAACAACCAAUGAAGAUCUAGAACCCAUUAGACGCAUCCGAACACUAACCAAUGAGGAUCUAGAACCCAUUAGACGGAUCCGAACAGCAACCAAUGAGGAUCUAGAACCCAUUAGACGGAUCCGAACAGCAACCAAUGAGGAUCUAGAACCCAUUAGACGGAUCCGAACAGCAACCAAUGAGGAUCUAGAACCCAUUAGACGGACCCGAACAGCAACCAAUGAGGAUCUAGAACCCAUUAGACGGGUCCGAACAACAACCAAUGAGAGCGAUGGUCCUUACACGUGGGAGUCAUAUGCUGAGUGGCAGAUCGUUGAAGAGUUUCACCUCGGCUCUCAACCUGAAGAGCACUGUGAAGGCGUAUGUCAGCACUAUGACGGCUUAUGUCAGGUCUGUGAAGGCUUGUGUCAUUGCAGUGAAUGCUUAUGUCAGUUCUACGAAGGCUUAUGUCAGGACGCCGAGUCCCAUUCUGACCAUACCCUGGAUCAGGUGGAACAGGCUACUACCAGUCACCGUUCCCUCAGCGACAUAAACGAUACAUCUGGACAUAACAAGGGUACAGGAGUGUAUAACCAGGACGAGGAGGGUUUGAAGGAAGUUGAACUGAGUGAUGAUUGUCAAUGUGAGAGCACAGAGGAGGAGUCUGAGGUAAACCAUCUACAUGCCUCUGCCGUCAAGCCUCAGGGAGAUCUGGAAGAUCUCAAUGAGAAUCUCCCUGACGUGAAAUUGACUGACUCCGACCUUCAAGAACCUGACCAUGUGUGUUACACAGAGAUACAGGAAGUACAAUACCCAGAUGAUAUGACCAGCCGUGUUGCCACUGAGAUGAUAUUGACCGACACUGACUUUACAGAACCUCUGCCUGACCAUGUGUGUUAUACAGAGAUACAGGAAGUAGAAUACCCAGAUGAUGACAUGACCAGCCGUGUUGUCUUUUCCAACGAGCCUCAGGAAGAGAGGCCGGAGAUGACGUUGACUGACACUGAACGUGUGUCGCAUGUGGAGAUGGAGAAAGGAGAAUAUCCGGAUGAUGAUGGACACAGCCAUGUUGCUUUUGCCAACGUCCAGGAAAGUGAAAAUCUCCCUGAGAUGAGAUUGAGUGACACUGACCGGAUAGAACCUGAACAUGUGUAUGAGGUGGAAAGCGAGGAAGUAGGAGUAGAAUAUCCAGAUGAGGUAAUCACUGAACGUGCAGAACAUCCCAGUGAAAAUAUCACUGAGAUAUUGAGUAACACUGACCUUAAAGAACCUCUGGAUGACCAACAUGAGUGUGAUACAGAGAUACAGGAACAGGAAGUAGAAUGCCCAAGUGAUUAUAUGGACAGCCGGGGUGCCUUUGUCAGCGACACUCAGGAACCAGAACAUCCCAAUGAAAAUGUACCUGAGAUGAUACUGACUGACACUAAGACUAAAGAACGUGACCUUGUGUGUGAUACAGAGAUACAGGAAGUAGGAUGGACAGACGUUGAGGCAAACAGUCACGUUACCUUUGACAAUGAACCUCAGGAUGAAAAUCUCCCUGAGGUGGCUUUGAGUGACACUGACCAUGUGUGUGAUACAGAGAUACAGGAAGUAGAAUGGACAGGUGCUGACGUAACCAGCCAUGUGCCGUCAGUCACUGAGAGGACAGUAGAAGACGAUAUGAAAGACGCUAUGGUAGAGGAUCUUGAGGUGGAAGCUAUGGUUAAGGACCUUUGGAGGAAGGACUGUCUACUUCAUGGCUAUGUCAUUGAUGGGUUGAGCCAGCCAACAGAGGUUAGAGAGACACGUGUGGAGGAGGAGAGGAAAGGAGAGAUCGUUGACAUUAAGAGCAAGCACACACACAUAGAGGAGAGUUAUGAGAAAGUUGAAAUAAACAUCAUGGAAGCCACGAUGGACUACAAUGAAUGGAUGACAGUCAGCGGCACAGACACAGAGGGCAACAGUGACUCACCAUGGGUGAGGAUAAGCCACUCGUCCAUCGACUGCUCUGCUGAGGCGGAGCAUCAUCCCACAGAAACACAUCACAAUUCAGAUGAUCCAACAGUGGCUGAUGCAACCACAUCCAAGGAGGUCAAAGAAACAGGAACCACACCUGUAUCACUAGACGGAGACCUACAUAGGAAGAAGAAGAUGGCAGCUCUGCUUCCCAUCAAAUCCAAGACUGUACGGGUGAGGUUCUGUGUCCACUACCGCACCCAGUCUCCCUGGCAGGAGCUGGCUGUGACUGGAAACCUGCCGGAGCUGGGGAGCUGGACGGGCUUCGUUCCGCUGGAGAGGGCCCAGGACGGGUUCUGGGCCAGCUGGGUCGCCCUCCCCGCGGAGAGGCAGGUGGAAUGGAAGUUCGUGCUGGUGGAGGACGGAGAGAUCCUACACUGGGAGGAAAAUGGUAAUAGACUCCUGGAGACAGGUCGGGGUGGUGGAGAGGUGUAUCUCAACAAGUCGUGGGGCAGCCUCUGAGUGACAAGUUCCCACUGGGCACAAACUGGUUGAAACAACGCUGUUUCCACAUAAAAAAUAAUAAUAUAUAUAUCAAUGUGAUGACGUUGAAUCAAUGUGGAAAACUGAUUUGAUUUGCAAAAACGUAAACUAAUUUGGUGAUUAUAUAUAUAUAUAUAUAUAUAUAUAUAUUACUGUUAAAACAGUUCAAAUUCUUGGGGAUUUCAAAACUAGACGUUGAAAUGACAUCUGUGCACAGUGGAUUACCCAUUUUACAUUUGGACAUUUUACUGGCGAUAGGGAUCCUACAUAGAGACAUAUAUAGAGAGGGGACUGACUGGGGAUCCUACAUAGAGACAUAUAUAGAGAGGGGACUGACUGGGGGUCCUACAUAGAGACAUAUAUAGAGAGGGGACUGACUGGGGGUCCUACAUAGAGACAUAUAUAGAGAGGGGACUGACUGGGGAUCCUACAUAGAGACAUAUAUAGAGAGGGGACUGACUGGGGGUCCUAUAUAGAGACAUAUAUAGAGAGGGGACUGACUGGGGGUCCUACAUAGAGACAUAUAUAGAGAGGGGACUGACUGGGGAUCCUACAUAGAGACAUAUAUAGAGAGGGGACUGACUGGGGAUCCUACAUAGAGACAUAUAUAGAGAGGGGACUGACUGGGGAUCCUACAUAGAGACAUAUAUAGAGAGGGGACUGACUGGGGAUCCUACAUAGAGACAUAUAUAGAGAGGGGACUGACUGGGGAUCCUACAUAGAGACAUAUAUAGAGAGGGGACUGACUGGGGAUCCUACAUAGAGACAUAUAUAGAGAGGGGACUGACUGGGGGUCCUACAUAGAGACAUAUAUAGAGAGGGGACUGACUGGGGGUCCUACAUAGAGACAUAUAUAGAGAGGGGACUGACUGGGGGUCCUACAUAGAGACAUAUAUAGAGAGGGGACUGACUGGGGGUCCUACAUAGAGACAUAUAUAGAGAGGGGACUGACUGGGGGUCCUACAUAGAGACAUAUAUAGAGAGGGGACUGACUGGGGGUCCUACAUAGAGACAUAUAUAGAGAGGGGGACUGACUGGGGGUCCUACAUAGAGACAUAUAUAGAGAGGGGACUGACUGGGGGUCCUACAUAGAGACAUAUAUAGAGAGGGGACUGACUGGGGGUCCUACAUAGAGACAUAUAUAGAGAGGGGACUGACUGGGGGUCCUACAUAGAGACAUAUAUAGAGAGGGGACUGACUGGGGGUCCUACAUAGAGACAUAUAUAGAGAGGGGACUGACUGGGGGUCCUACAUAGAGACAUAUAUAGAGAGGGGACUGACUGGGGGUCCUACAUAGAGACAUAUAUAGAGAGGGGACUGACUGGGGGUCCUACAUAGAGACAUAUAUAGAGAGGGGACUGACUGGGGGUCCUACAUAGAGACAUAUAUAGAGAGGGGACUGGCUGGGGGUUCCUACAUAGAGACAUAUAUAGAGAGGGGACUGACUGGGGGUCCUACAUAGAGACAUAUAUAGAGAGGGGACUGACUGGGGGUCCUACAUAGAGAACUCGAUGCGUUCCAAUUCUCUGUCCUUUCUCCUAAAGAGUUCUCUACCCUACAUGAAUUUCAAAGGAAAGGACUGGUGUAAGAAAUGUCAUGGAAACUCUAGCACAGGCUUAUACCAAUCCAAUGCCUUUAAAAAGCACAAGUGUACACUUGAAGAGAAAGGACAGAGGAUAGGAUCGCAACAAUGUCUCUUCUCAGGGGUCUUCCUAUAUACUGUAUUAUAGCAAGACAACUAUUAUGCAACUAUGAUAUUGUCAAUGUAUGAUAACAAUAUGGCAAUGAAGAAUCCACAUUAUUGACUUUUGUUCAGUGGAGCACCUCUGUGUACUGCUUUGGAUUACUAUACCAGCAGUAUUUGUGCUGUGGCAUUAUAGCAAUAACAAUCACAGGUAGAAUGAUGUACUGUUAUGUAUCAACCAGUUUAUGUGAUGCUUAAAUUUAAAUAUACAUAGAGUACAUUUUUUUGGUUCUCUUUCAUAUCUGUACAAGCAGGACAUCUAGAUGUUAGUUUGUUGAAUUAUAUUGUUAUGGUAAAAAAAAAAAAAAAGUAUCAUCCACACUAGGGUCCCUGGAGCCUUUGAGACGUUUAUCAACAGAGUUUGUUCAUCGUAAAUGUUGUUGGUCUUUUGUUUUCGUUUGUUUUGACCUGUCAUUGUUUUCUAUUUGUUUACAUUUGAUUUUGAUCACAAUUAAGUGUGUUUUUGGUUCUCACUGAGUUUUAACUGUUUUGUAAAAAAAAAUGUUUUUGUUAAAUAUGACACUUAAAUGUUGUUUAGGUGGAGUAGAGUUGUUAUCUAUUACCCAAUAAACAUAUUUUCUUGGAAUGCAGUAGCAUACUGGACUAAAAUUCUUACAGGUCAGAUCUAUAUCUACUGCUGUCCUGUUAGUUCCAGGUUAGACCUAUAUCUACUGCUGUCCUGUUAGUUCCAGGUCAGACCUAUAUCUACUGCUGUCCUGUUAGUUCCAGGUCAGACCUAUAUCUACUGCUGUCCUGAUAGUUCCAGGUUAGACCUAUAUCUACUGCUGUCCUGUUAGUUCCAGGUUGGACCUAUAUCUACUGCUGUCCUGAUAGUUCCAGGUUAGACCUAUAUCUACUGCUGUCCUGUUAGUUCCAGGUUAGACCUAUAUCUACUGCUGUCCUGUUAGUUCCAGGUUGGACCUAUAUCUACUGCUGUCCUGAUAGUUCCAGGUUAGACCUAUAUCUACUGCUGUCCUGUUAGUUCCAGGUUAGACCUAUAUCUACUGCUGUCCUGUUAGUUCCAGGUUGGACCUAUAUCUACUGCUGUCCUGAUAGUUCCAGGUUAGACCUAUAUCUACUGCUGUCCUGAUAGUUCCAGGUUAGACCUAUAUCUACUGCUGUCCUGAUAGUUCCAGGUUAGACCUAUAUCUACUGCUGUGCUGUUAGUUCCAGGUUAGACCUAUAUCUACUGCUGUCCUGUUAGUUCCAGGUUAUACCUAUAUCUACUGCUGUCCUGUUAGUUCCAGGUUAGACCUAUAUCUACUGCUGUCCUGUUAGUUCCAGGUUAGACCUAUAUCUACUGCUGUCCUGUUAGUUCCAGGUUAGACCUAUAUCUACUGCUGUCCUGAUAGUUCCAGGUUAGACCUAUAUCUACUGCUGUCCUGUUAGUUCCAGGUUAGACCUAUAUCUACUGCUGUCCUGUUAGUUCCAGGUUAGAUCUAUAUCUACUGCUGUCCUGUUAGUUCCAGGUUAGACCUAUAUCUACUGCUGUCCUGUUAGUUCCAGGUUAGACCUAUAUCUACUGCUGUGCUGUCCUGAUAGUUCCAGGUUAGACCUAUAUCUACUGCUGUCCUGUUAGUUCCAGGUUAGACCUAUAUCUACUGCUGUCCUGUUAGUUCCAGGUUAGACCUAUAUCUACUGCUGUCCUGUUAGUUCCAGGUUAGACCUAUAUCUACUGCUGUGCUGUCCUGAUAGUUCCAGGUUAGAUCUAUAUCUACUGCUGUCCUGUUAGUUCCAGGUUAGAUCUAUAUCUACCUAUGUGCUGUCCUGUUAGUUCCAGUUUUAAAUAUACCUACGGCUGAAUUGUUCAGUUUUCUGAUUUUAAGCCUAGUUUCUGGGAGGGCACUUGCAGCUGUUUAUAACAAACUGAGAGAGAGAAGUCAUUAAGGAUUUAUUACACCAUAUUGCUCUGGGCUUUAAAAGCUCUAUUAAUAUAUUCCUCUGAAUGAACAGAACGGGUAUAAAAUCUUUAUUUUACUCCCGCCAGUCUCAGAUAGAAAAUAGCUUUAUUUAACUUUGAUCAAUGGGUUUGUCCUCUAUCUGUAACAGACGGUUAUGUAAAAUUAUGUUACGGUUAUGUAAAAUUAUGUUACGGUUAUGUAAAAUUAUGUUACGGUUAUGUAAAAUUAAAGUUAUGCAAAAGUGGUGAAGAUGAGUCUGUUCAGAUCUGACAUAAACGUUCCGUCUGUUGGCAUUAAUUUAAGCUCAUUAGUAAGCGUAUUAUGAACUCAAUUAAUUUAUUGUCCACACUGAACGUGACUCAAGUAUUAAAAUGAUUCUCUCUCUCUCCUCUGACAUCUAUUUGUUGAAGAGACAGAGAGAGAGCAGGGCGUGUACUGCAUGCCAGUUCUGUAAAUCAUGCAUCUCAACUGCAGUGAGUGGGUGUGUUGGAAGGUUGGAUCAUUAUCGGCUAAAGCAGAGGGACUGAGAUGACACCGGUAGUAUAUAAUGUUUGGACAAUGUAGUCCUCCUGCUGGUAUAUUUCUGAUGUGUCAAAUUGUAUGGAACGUAAUCUGCAGGCUAUGAUGACUAAAUGAAAUUUUGAGAGGGGUUUGAACACCAGAGCAUUAAGGCCUUUAGUAACUUUACACUGGAUCUGUUCCCUUCUCCAAGAACAGACCAGCAGCCUGGCCCUUGAAGAACAGAAAUGGAUAGAAAUGGUGUUCACAUUUCUGUUGUAAACCCCCACCGUGACUGGGACAGAGAGGGUUCAGGGGCCAUCGUUGCACCAUGAGAUAAGUCUGUCCAGAGUGGUCAAGCAGAGACCCAGAUGGGGUGAUGAAAGGUGAAAGGGUGCCCUGGUGCCUAUUGGUCUAAUUUGGAGACCCAGAUGUUGCCGUCUCAUCGGGGAGAAGAGGGGGCGAUGCCUACUUUAGAAACCUUGCAACACCAUGGGCUUCAUUUCCGUUGGGAUCACAUUCUAUGCAUGCACUCACUGUAAAAUCCUGAGCGAAGUGUAGCAUAGAGUAACCAUGAGUCCAUUACACUGGAUUUUGCCCUGCAGCCCUUUAGCAAUGAAGGGCCACAAUGGAAACAAGUCUCUUGACUGUAUGCGUCCUCUGCAUUUUGGUAUAUGUAUCUGUUGCCAGGUGUAACAUUUUAUGUAUUUUGAAUAAAAUACAAUAAUUCCAUUUAAAAGACACUGAAGUACCGUAAAAGUACUGCAUGUGUGUACUUAAUGCAGGUCAAAUCCUCAUCUUUAGUGUUAAUGUGAAAAUGAAAAGUGUAUAUGCUAUAAUUUCCGCCUCAAGGGUCAGAGUAAUCCUUCAUUUAGACACAGGUCUUCACAGAGUAAGCCUAGUUGCACUGGGAUCAGUUCUCACUCACUGCUAACGCUGGGGUCUUAACGCUGGGGUCUUAACGCUGGGGUCUUAACGCUGAGUAACUGACUGUUUUCUAUUUGACAGACAGAUAUGGGCUGGACUAGAGCAUGAGGAUACAGUGAAAACCAGGUCAUGUUCAGUCGGGGGCACUGGAGCGUUUUUUAUGGAAAGCAAAAAUGAGCACUUCUUAUUGGACAAGUCCCGCCCUCUUUCUGUCCGUUUUUCUUCCAUUUAGUUCCUAAUGAACCUUGACUUUGAUAUCUGAUUCUUUCCCCACACAUCGACAGAGGGCCUCUGUUUCCUACAUGGCCUGAUUGACAGGACAGGACAGUGGUCUUCAUCUCACGGGGGCGAAAUUGUGGUGUAGAUAUUAGGGGGGACGAACAGUAGACGGGGGAUUUUAAAACAUUUCAAAAUGCAUUUCCUGCAAUUCUUUACAGUUUGACAUGACAUAAUGCCUCUCUUGAGGGGUAUUUUGAAAACACAAUAUAAGUGGAAGGUCCCCCAAGGUUAAACCUUUUUAUGGGGGGGGGAAACAGCUAACUUCCUGCAUUUCAACACGUUUUGCCAUGGGGCAGAGUGAAAAUGUGUAGUUUUAUAAUGCUAUUCUACACAUUUUGCCAUGAAACUGAGAGAAAAUUAUGCAGUUUUAAAGUAACUGCCCAGUGAAAAUCUCACUUUUAAAAGUUAAUAUUCUAUUAAUUCGUACCCAAAUAAUUUUGUUGACUCAUUCUAUACUUGUAUUUGUGGCUAAAGCAUAAAUUGGAGAAAAAACACUUAAAAAAAAAAAAUACCACAAACUUGUAUCUCAAACAGACCGUUUAAAAAAUGCUUCCUAUUUCCUCAUAGAGGAUGAUGUUUUCCUCCUGAGGAGGAUGAGCUGGCCAAUCAGCAGUCUAUUGCAUUAAUAUUUUUAAUGACUGGUAUACGCCCACACCAUUCUGUUGUUGGGGUACGCCCACACCAUUCUGUUGUUGGGGUACGCACACACCAUUCUGUUGUUAGGGUAUGCACACACCAUUCUGUUGUUAGGGUAUGCACACACCAUUCUGUUGUUAGGGUACGCCCACACCAUUCUGUUGUUAGGGUAUGCACACACCAUUCUGUUGUAAGGGUGCGCACACACCAUUCUGUUGUUAGGGUACGCCCACACCAUUCUGUUGUUAGGGUAUGCACACACCAUUCUGUUGUUAGGGUAUGCACACACCAUUCUGUUGUUAGGGUAUGCACACACCAUUCUGUUGUUAGGGUACGCCCACACCAUUCUGUUGUUAGGGUAUGCACACACCAUUCUGUUGUUAGGGUAUGCACACACCAUUCUGUUGUUAGGGUACGCCCACACCAUUCUGUUGUUAGGGUAUGCACACACCAUUCUGUUGUUAGGGUGCGCACACACCAUUCUGUUGUUAGGGUACGCCCACACCAUUCUGUUGUUAGGGUACGCCCACACCAUUCUGUUGUUAGGGUACGCACACACCAUUCUGUUGUUGGGGUACGCACACACCAUUCUGUUGUUAGGGUACGCACACACCAUUCUGUUGUUAGGGUACGCACACACCAUUCUGUUGUUAGGGUACGCACACACCAUUCUGUUGUUAGGGUACGCACACACCAUUAUGUUGUUAGGGUACGCACACACCAUUCUGUUGUUAGGGUACGCACACACCAUUAUGUUGUUAGGGUACGCACACACCAUUAUGUUGUUAGGGUACGCACACACCAUUCCAAAACAGAAAAGCUGCUUUUAUAACAGUUUUCCUUCCAAUUAUUAUUAUUAUUUUUAAAACGAUUUCACUCAUAUUGUAAUUAAAUUAUAGAUCAUAUUUCAUAGAAAUCUGGAAACACUGGACAGUUACUUUAAAGGUCGACUUUGGGCAAAAAUAACAGCUUUAAAAUGUGUAACUGAUCAAUGCACCAUCAUACCAGGUCAUUUAACGCUUUAAAAUUUUUUUAUGUUUUUUUAUUUGAAAGAAAUCUUUGGGGGGUCGAAUCGACGUUUUCUGAAUAUUGUCCCACCCAUCCCCCGCGGCAAUUUCGCCUAUGCUUCGCCGUGAACUCUAACAUUAGGCAUGUGACCCCUCUCACCAUGCUGACCCCUUCUCAGUUUAAUAAGGGGGGGCUAUGAGGUAACUGUCUGUCUGCCCUUGUGUACAGUAUAUAUCUAUGGACAGACCACUCUGCUAUGAGGUAACUGUCUGUCUGCCCUUGUGUACAGUAUAUAUCUAUGGACAGACCACUCUGCUAUGAGGUAACUGUCUGUCUGCCCUUGUGUACAGUAUAUAUCUAUGGACAGACCACUCUGCUAUGAGGUAACUGGCUGUCUGCCCUUGUGUACAGUAUAUAUCUAUGGACAGACCACUCUGCUAUGAGGUAACUGUCUGUCUGCCCUUGUGUACAGUAUAUAUCUAUGGACAGACCACUCUGCUAUGAGGUAACUGUCUGUCUGCCCUUGUGUACAGUAUAUAUCUAUGGACAGACCACUCUGCUAUGAGGUAACUGUCUGUCUGCCCUUGUUAGAAUAAACAAUUCUCUGUGUGCCUUGAAGCCUGUUUGCUCUCUCUCUCAUACUAUUAAUAAAACAUACCACUCCUCGUACUGUCUGUGAUGUCGCUAUGGCUACCACUGACCUUCAGUGGGGACAGUCUAUAAAAGAUCCUAGUGGAAAGUAAGGAAAGAAUCCAGAACACAGAAAUAGAAUCACUAAAACGAUUCCAUUGGUUCCAUAUUCCAUGUCAAUGGCCUACAUGUAAUCUAAUGCUAUAAUAGCCAGUUUUAGCAACAAUAAACUAAGUUUAAAGGUGCUAAAUGUGAUCAGAAAUAGAUGAUUGUGAGAAGGACCUGGACCUGGUGCCACCCUGGGAGACCCCUCUCUCGCUGUCUGUCUGUGACAUCAUCAAUCACAGACUGCAUAGCUGCAGGGUCAGGGCCCCCUCUGCUGUUUCAGAGCACUGAACUGAGCAUACUGACUCAAAUAACACUACACUUCUGUCCUGUUAUUUAUGGUAACUUCUCCAUGGCUGACAGUGGGGAAAGUCAAGAAACAGUCUGGGAAAAGUACAAGUAAACACAGAAUAGAAUAUAUAUAUUUUGUUGUAUUUGGACCAAAAUUAUGUGGACACCUGCUCGUUGAACAUCUCAUUCAAAAAUUAUGGGCAUUAAUAUGGAGUUGGUCCCCCCCUUUGCUGCUAUAACAGCCUCCACUCUUCUGGGAAGGCUUUCCACUAGAUGUUGGAACAUUGCUGCGGGGACUUGCUUCCAUUCAGCCAUAAGAGCAUUAGUGAGGUCGGGCACUGAUGUUGGGCGAUUAGGCCUGGCUCGCAGUCAGAGUUCCAAUUCAUCCCAAAGGUGUUCGAUGGGGUUGAGGUCAGGAAUCUGUGCAGGCCAGUCAAGUUCUUCCACACCGAUCUCGACCAACCUUUUCUGUAUGGACCUCGCGUUAUGCACGGGGGCAUUGUCAUGCUGAAACAGGAAAGGGCCUUCCCCAAACUGUUGCCACAAAGUUGGAAGCACAGAAUCGUCUAGAAUGUCAUUGUAUGCUUUAGCGUUAAGAUUUCCCUUCACUGGAACUAAGGGGCCUAGCCCGAACCAUGAAAAACAGCCCCAGACCAUUAUUCCUCCUCCACCAAACUUUACAGUUGGCACUAUGCAUUGGGGCAGGUAGCGUUCUCCUGACAUCCGCCAAACCCAGAUUUGUCCGUUGGACUGCUAGAUGGUGAAGCGUGAUUCAUCACUCCAGAGAACGUGUUUCCACUGCUCCAGAGUUCAAUGGCGGCGAGCUUUACAUCACUCCAGCCGACACUUGACAUUGCGCAUGGUGAUCUUAGGCUUGUGUGCGGCUGCUCGGCCAAGGAAACCCAUUUCGUGAAGCUCCUGACGAACAGUUCUUGUGCUGACAUUGCUUCCAGAGACAGUUUGGAACUCGGUAGUGUGUGUUGCUACUGAAGGCAGACGAUUUUUACGCGCUAUGCACUUCAUUGCUCAGCGGCCCCGUUCUGUGAGCUUGUGUGGCCUACCACUUCGCAGCUGAGCCGUUGUUGCUCCUAGACGUUUCCACUUCUCAAUAACAGCACUUACAGUUGACCGGGGCAGCUCUAGCAGGGCAGAAAUUUGACGAAUUUACUUGUUGGAAAGCUGGCAUCCUAUGACGGUGCCACGUUGAAAGUCACUGAGCUCUUCAGUAGAGGCCGUUCUAUUGCCAAUGUUUGUCUAUGGAGAUUGCAUGGCUGUGUGACUCAAUUUUAUACACCUGUCAGCAACGGGUGUGGCUGAAAUAGCCGAAUCCACCAAUUCGAAGGGGUGUCCACAUACUUUUGGUAUAUACAGUGUAUGUUUAUGUUACUGUGACUGAUUGUGAACUGUAGCCAGACCAAUGUACCUGUCAAUCGAUUCAAAUAACGGUAUGAGUGGGUGUCUCGUGGGCACAGCACAUACUACACACUUACCAAUCAGUCACUUUGUGUUGGUGUUGAGGCACAGAUGUCACAAGUCGAAUGGUUUGAUAAAGAGCUAAGGAUUACCAUGGCGAUGGACUCCAUUCUAUUGGGACACAUUCAGUACUCUCAAUACUAGUUACGACCACCCACAAGGAAUAUGUCCCAUCAGUUCCUUUUUACAACUACAUGGAAAACAGGACUAAUGGAAUCAGGAUAUUUUUUUGGGGUUGAUCAAUUGUUUUUACUAUAUGAUCAAGUACACUAAUAAAAACAAUUGAUACAAAUAAAAAUAAGAUAAUUAGAAUCAGAGUAGUGGAGACUUCCUGCUCUUCUCUGGAUACAUUCCUUAAUUCCUGCACCAGCCAGAUGUGGUAUUUAUUGGGAAUAGCAGUGGAUUGAUACUAACACCAUGCCACGUAUAUAUUGGCAACAGUGUUGCCAUGUUCGCGGUUUUCAAGCAAAAUCGGGCUGCUUUGAAAACAAUGUCGCGGGUGAAAAUGUAUUGGUCUCGGGUUGCGGAUUUUUGGGGCUAUUUCUAAGUUGCAACGCGGCCGCCAUGGUAUUUCUCUUUAAAAAUAUAUAUUUCACUGUGACCUGCUGCUGACUGUCAGGCAGUGAGACAGGCUAGUGCUGUGUGUGUGAGUGAGUGAGUGGUUAGGCCCAACAGUGAAGAGGCGACUCCGGGAUACUGACCUAGGCAGAGCUGCAAAGAAAAAGCCAAAUCUCAGACUGGCCAAUAAAAAUAAAAGAUUAAAGAUGGGCAAAAGAACACAGACACUGGACUUUUUCUUUGCAACUCUGCCUAGAAGGUCAGCAUCCUGGAGUCGCCUCUUCACUGUUGACGUUGAGACUGGUGUUUUGCGGGUACUUUUUAAAUGAAGCUGCCAGUUGAGGACCUGUGAGGCGUCUGUUUCUCAAACUAGACACCCUAAUGUAUUUGUCCUCUUGCUCAGUUGUGCACCGGGGCCUCCCACUCCUCUUUCUAUUCUGGUUAGAGCCAGUUUGCGCUGUUCUGUGAAGGGAGUAGUACACAGCGUUGUACGAGAUCUUCAGUUUCUUGGCAAGUUCUCGCAUGGAAUAGCCUUCAUUACUCAGAACAAGAAAAGACUGACGAGUUUCAGAAGAAAGUUAUUUGUUUCUGGCCAUUUUGAGCCUGUAAUCGAACCCACAAUUGCUGAUGCUCAAGAUACUCAACUAGUCUCAAGAAGGCCAGUUGUAUUGCUUCUUUAAUCAGCACAACAGUUUUCAGCUGCGCUAACAUAAUUGCAAAAGGGUUUUGUAAUGAUCGAUUAGCCUUUUAAAAUGAUAAACUUGGAUUAGAAAACACAACGUGCCAUUGGAACACGGGACUGAUGGUUGCUGUUAAUGGGCCUCUGUACACCUAUGUAGAUAUUCCAUAACAAAUCAGCCGUUUCCAGCUACAAUAGCCAUUUACAACAUUAACAAUGUCUACACUGUAUUUCUGAUCAAUUUGAUGUUAUUUUAAUGGACAAAAAAAUUGCUUUUCUUUCAAAAACAAGGACAUUUCUAAGUGACCCCAAACUUUUGAACGGUAGUGUACACAUUAUUAAUAUUUAAUUCAGUGAUUGAAAUUAUGACACCGUCCUCAGUAGCCUAUUCCAGUAGGCUAUUGGGAAACACAAGCACUAAUUAUUGCGAAAUCGCCUCGCUAUUCAUAUUGACUAAAUUAGUCUGUUAAUUUGAACUUAAGCAAGCUGCUAAAUUGUUCAGUUGACAUCUUUCCUACGUCUUGUCUAGGCUUCUGUAGACUAUCUGAAAUGGUCCAAACACGGUCCAAACACGGUCCAAACACACCAAGACAGUCGUGAAGAGGGCACGACAAAGCCUAUUCCCCCUCAGGAGACUGAAAAGAUUUGGCAUGGGUCCUCAGAUCCUCAAAAAAUUAUACAGCUGCACCAUCGAGAGCAUCCUGACUGGUUGCAUCACCGCCUGGUAUGGCAACUGCUUGGCCUCCGACCGUAAGGCGCUACAGAGGGUAGUGCGUACAGCCCAGUACAUCACUGGGGCCAAGCUUCCUGCCAUCCAGGACCUCUAUACCAGGCGGUGUCAGAGGAUUCAGAGGCUUCUUAACAGCUUCUACCCCCAAGCCAUAAGACUCCUGAACAGCUAAUCAUGGCUACCCGGAAUAUUUGCACUGCCCCCCACCUCCACCCCCCACCCCAUCUUUUUACGCUGCUGCUACUCUGUUAAUUAUUUAUGCAUAGUCACUUUACCUCUACCCACAUGUACAUAUUACUUCAACUACCUCAACUAGCCGGUGCCCCCGCACAUUGACUCUGCACCGGUACCCCCCUGUAUAUAUAGCCUCCCUACUGUUAUUUUAUUUGACUUCUGCUCUUUUUUUUCUCAACACUUUUUUGUUGUUGUUUUAUUUUACUUUUUUUAUUAAAAAUAAAUGCACUGUUGGUUAAGGGCUGUAAGUAAGCAUUUCACUGUAAUGUCUGCACCUGUUGUAUUCGGCGCAUGUGGCCAAUAAAAUUUGAUUUGAUUUGAUUUGAAAUUAGAUGUAGGCCUAUCAGGAGCUGUAGGCUACCUGCCUUUUUCCAAGCAAACUAUAAUUAGAAUCAUAAACCCAGAUUUUAGUCUGUAGUCUAUGCCUAUUGAAAUGACAAGUCAAUCUCACAAAUGGGCCAUUUUAUAAUGGUUUGCAGGCUUAACAUCUGGCACAUAGUAACAGCACAAUUGCCAGAAAAUAGCCUAACAUUAGUUUUUUUAUGUUCAUCCAAGUGUUUCUUGCUCAGAGAUUUCGAGAUCCUCUGUCCAAUUAUCAUCACUCAAACUCUCCUGUCGGAUUUAUCUAUAGUUAUGCUCAUGCACAAACAGGAUUUAUUUAUCAUGAUAAACCUGGUUCGAGCCUGAAUGCUUAUUGGCUGAAAGCCAUGGUAUAUCAGACCAUAUACCACGGGUAUGAGAAAACAUUACUUUUCACUGUUCUAAUUACGUUUGUAACCAGUUUAUAAUAGCAAUAAGGCACCCUGGGGGUUUGUGGUAUAUGGCCAAUAUACCAUGGCUAAGGGCUGUAUCCUCGGGGGUUUGUGGUAUAUGACCAAUAUACCACGGCUAAGGGCUGUAUCCAGGCGCUCCGCGUUGCGUCGUGCUUAAGAACAGCCCUUAGCCGUGGUAUAUUGGCCAUAUACCACACCCCCUUGUGCCUUAUUGCUUAAUCAUAGCAGUCAACCGAGUUAAAUCGACAUCCAUUGGUGGAAAAUGAUCUGUCGAGUUUAUUAAGGGCAAAUUAUCUGUUCUCUUGCCGCAUAUUCAAAUUCCUUUAUUACGUCAUGUCAUGCAAUAAUUAUUAUUUUGAGGACGCCCGAAUUUAGCUUCUAAUGUCGUUACAAGUUACUAUGAUAUUCUUUCUUAAUUGGCUCGAUAACGUCAUGGAAAAAGCCUUCAUUGUAUAGAUAUGGCAACUCCCCUCUUGCUGUGAAAAAAACUAAUUGGGCUAGUUUCAGGCCUUUUGGGUGGGUUUUGAGUAGUCAUUGGGCUAUAAAUUUUAGCUUGACCUGGCAACCCUGGUUGGCAAGUGUAAUUCAAUAGGAAUUCCUUUCAAUUUGCAUUCAGUAUUGCCAGGUGCUGGCUUUCUAAUGCAUGAUAUUUCUUUAUGUAACUCAACAUUGCCAUCCUCUGGCCAUCACUGUGCAAAGGACACACUUCAUGAGCCCUGCAAAGUAGAAAGCACAAAGCAGAUUAACCCUAGCAAAGCAUUCAAAUUCUACCAAGAUUCUCCACUCCCGUCCCAAAUCCCGUCCCAAACAGCUCCAAUCAACUCUUAAAUCUGCUUAUAUUAAAUUUUUCUGUAUACUGUAAUUCAGCUUUUAGCUGCAAAUGUGUACAAGCGUAAAUAAACCUUACUAUAAAUGUGUUAAUAACAUGGUAAUAGCAUUGUUACAAACCAUCUUUAUGGAAAAAUGAUUCAUUCUUUUAUCGGUAUUUGAUGUAUUUUUCUCUUUGCAUAGACAUGCGCACAGCGCCUUCACAAAGUAUUCACACCCCUUGACUUUUUUCAAAUGUUGUUGUGUUAGCCUGAAUUUAAAAUUGAUUACAUUUAGAUUUUGUGUCGCUGAUCCACACGCAAUACCACAUAAUGUCAAAGUGGAAUUUUGUUUUUAGAAUCUUUUACAAAUUAAUUAGUGAUCGUUAUGGCAAGCCUAAAUAAGUUCAGGAGUAAAAAUGUGCUUAACAAGUCACAUAAUAAGUUGCAUGGACUCACUCCGUGUGCAAUAAUAGUGUUUAACAUAAUUGAUGAAUGACUAUCCCAUCUCUGUAUCCCACACAUACAAUUGAUCUGUAAGGUCCCUCAGUCAAGUAGUGAAUUUCAAGCACAGAUUCAACCACAAAGACGAGGGAGGUUUUCCAAUGCCUCGCAAAAAAGGGCACCAAUUGGUAAAUGUAAAAAAAAAAAAAAGAAAAAAAAAAAACAGACACUGAAUAGCCCAGUGAGCAUGGUGAAGUUAUUAAUUACACUUCAGAUGGUGUAUCAAUACACCCAGCCGAUACUGGUGUCCUUCCUAACUCAGUUGCCGCUGUAAUCGUUGACAAAGGUGUUUCUAAAAUUGUAUUCACUCAGGGGGUUGAAUACUUAUCUAAUCAACAUAUAUUAGUGUUUUAUUUUUCAUAAUAUUUUACUACACUUUGACAUUACAGAGUAUUUUGUGAAGAUUUGGGGUAGAUUGUUUUGACAAAAAAGGACAAUUAAAUCCAUUUUAAUCCCACUUUGUAACACAACAAAAUGUGGAAGAAGUCAAGGGGUGUGAAUACUUUCUGAAAACUCUGUGUGUGUGUUUAUAUACAUCAAUGAGAUCAUCAAGACACGUCUUGACAGAAUGCGGUUGUAUAGCGGAACACAGGAUAUGUUAAAAACUACAAUCUAACAAUUUCGUCACAGAGAUGCAUAUUAUAAACCUUCCAUCUGUCUGUUAUUUAAACAGUGCGUCUGUAUGGUCCAUUCUUAUUUAAGAUGUGUAUUUUCUUCUCAAGACCAGUCUUUUAACACACACACACACAUUAGCUCUGAACAUGAAAACAUGACUUUUUGCGCCUUGCUAAUUCAGCCCAGCUGCAGUUAAGGCCACUGGCGGACUUACCAUUAGGCAGAAGAGGCAAUUGCCUCAGGACUCAUAUCACCAAGGGGCCUCAUGAGUUGGGCAUAAUAUACAGUACCAGUCAAAAGUUUGGACACACCUACUCAUUCAAGGGUUUUUCUUUAUUUGUACUAUUUUCUACAUUGUAGAAUAAAAGUGAGGACAUCAAAACGAUGAAAUAACACAUAUGGAAUCAUGUAGUAACCAAAAAAGUGUUAAACAAAUCAAAAUAUAUUUAUAUUUAUGUUUGAUAUUAUUCGAAGUAGCUACCGUUUACCUUGAUGACAGCUCUUGGCAUUCUCUCAACCAGCUUCAUGAGGUAGUCACCUGGAAUCAAUUUCAAUUAACAGGUGUGUCUUGUAAAAAGUUAAUUUGUGGAAAUUAUUUCCUUCUUAAUGUGUUUGAGCCAAUCAGUUGUGUUGUGACAAGGUAGGGGUGGUAUACAGAAGAUCGUUUUUGCGACUGCACUUAAAGAAACUUUAAAAGUUAUUGAAAUGUUCUGUAUGGACUGACCUUAAUUUCUUAAAGUAAUGAUGGACUGUCGUUUCUCUUUGCUUAUUUGAGCUGUUCUUGCCAUAAUAUGGACUUGGUCUUCAAGCGGACUUGGCUAUCAAGCGCUAUGAUGAACUGGCUCUCAUGAGGACCGCCACAGGAAAGGAAGACCCAGAGUUACCUCUGCUGCAGAGGAUGUUCAUUAGAGUUACCAGCCCCAGAUUGCAGUUCAAAUAAAUGCUUCACAGAGUUCAAGUAACAGACACAUCUCAACAUCAACUGUUCAGAGGAGACUGCGUGAAUCAGGCCUUCAUGGUCGAAUUGCUGCAAAGAAACCACUGCUAAAGGACAUCAAUAAAAAGAAGAGACAUGCUUGGACGCUUGAAACACGAGCAAUGGACAUUAGACUGGUGGAAAUCUGUCCUUUGGUCUGAUGAGUCCAAAUUUGAGAUUUUUGGUUCCAACCGCCGUGUCUUUGUGAGACGCAGAGUAGGUGAACGGAUGAUCUCUGCAUGUGUGGUUCCCACCGUGAAGCAUGGAGGAGGAGGUGUGAUGGUGUGGGGGUGCUUUGCUGGUGACACUGUCUGAGAUUUAUUUACAAUUCAAGGCACACUUAAACAGCAUGGCUACCACAGCAUUCUGCAGCGAUAUGCCAUCCCAUCUGGUUUGCGCUUAGUGGGACUAUCAUUUGUUUUUCAACAGGACAAUGACCCAAAACACACCUCCAGGCUGUGUAAGGGCUAUUUGACCAAGAAGGAGAGUGAUGAAGUGCUGCAUCAGAUGACCUGGCUUCCACAAUCCCCCAACCUUAACCCAAUUGAGAUGGUUUGGGAUGAGUUGGACGGCAGAGUGAAGGAAAAGCAGCCAACAAGUGCUCAGCAUAUGUGGGAACUCCUUCAAGACUUUUGGAAAAGCAUUCCAGGUGACUACCUCAUGAAGCUGGUUGAGAGAAUGCCAAGCGUGUGCAAAGCUGUCAUCAAAGCAAAGGGUGGCUAUUUGAAGAAUCUCAAAUUUAAAAUAUAUUUUGAUUUUGUUCAACACUUUUUUGGUUACUACAUGAUUCCAUAUGUGUUAUUUCAUAGUUUUGAUGUGUUCACUAUUAUUCUACAAUGUAGAAAAUAGUAAAAAUAAAGAAAAACCAAGGCAGCAGCUACUCUUCCUGGGGUCCAAACAUAUUAAAGCACUUACAUUACAUAUAAAACAAAAUAUAAAACAGUACAUCAUAUGACAUUAUUACACCACUACCUAUCUACAAUACAAAAUGUUUAAUACCACCAUACAACAAUAUCACAAUGUGUGCGUAUGCAUGUGUCUAUACCCUUGUGUGAGUCUCUUCACAGUCCCCGUUGUUCCAUAAGGUGUAUUUUUACCUGUUUUUUAAAUCUGAUUAUACUGCUUGCAUCAGUUACCUGAUGUGGAAUAGAGUUCCAUGUAGUCAUGGCUCUAUGUAGUACUGUGCGCCUCCCAUAGUCGGUUCUGGACUUGGGGACUGUGAAGAGACCUCUGGUGGCAUGUCUUGUGGGGUAUGCAUGGGUGCCCGAGCUGUGUGCCAGUAUUCCAAACAGACAGCCCGGUACAUUCAGCUUGUCAACACCUCUUACAAAAACAAGCAGUGAUGAAGUCAAUCUCUCUUCCACUCUGAGCCAGGAGAGACUGACAUGCAUGUUAUUAAUGUUAGCUCUCCGUGUACUUUUAAGGGCCAGCCGUGCUGCCCUGUUCUGAGCCAACUGCAAUUUUCCCAAGUCCCUCUUUGUGGCACCUGACCACACUAUUGAACAGUAGUCUAGGUGUGACAAAACUAGGGCCUGUAGGACCUGCCUUGUUGAUAGUGCUGUUAAGAAGGUAGAGCAGCGCUUAAUUAUGGACAUACUUCUCCCCAUCUUAGCUACUGUUGUAUCAAUAUGCUUUGACCAUGACAGUCUACAAUCCAGGGUUACUCCAAGCAGUUCAGUCACUUCAACUUGCUCAAUUUCCACAUUAUUCAUUACGAGAUGUAGUUGAGGUUUAGGGUUUAGUGAAUGAUUUGACCCAAAUACAAUGCUUUUAGUUUUGGAAAUAUUCAGGACUAACUUAUUCCUUGCCACCCAUUCUGAAACUAACCUCAACUCUUUGUUAAGUGUUGCAGUUAUUUCAGUUGCUGUAGUAGCUGACGUGUAUAGUGUUGAGUCAUCCACAUACAUAGACACACUGGCUUUACUCAAAGCCAGUGGCAUGUCGUUAGUAAAGAUUGGAAAAAGCAAGGGGCCUAGACAGCUGCCCUGGGGAAUUAUAUUUGAGAGGCUUCCAUUAAAGAACACCCUCUGUGUUCUGUUAGACAGGUAACUCUGUAUUCACAGUAUAGCAGGUGGUGUAAAGCCAUAACACAUACGUUUUUCCAGCAGCAGACUAUGAUCGAAAAUGUCAAAAGCCGCAUUGAAGUCUAACAAAACAGCCCCCACAAUCUUUUUAUCAUCAAUUUCUCUCAGCCAAUCAUCAGUCAUUUGUGUAAGUGCUGUGCUUGGUUAAGGAAAACUGUGAUAAAUAAAAAAGUGUAUCAGUUUCACUUAAGGACCAAAGGAUUGACAGCCGUCCCAUAUAGAUUGCAAAAUAGUUGGGAAGAGAUCUUUGACGUACCGAUCCCAUGGCAUAGUGUUUAUGAACUGACACGCAAAACGACACCGGAUUCAAAAAUUAGAAUCUUUCAAUUUAAAUUAUUAUAUAAAAUUCUUGCUACUAAUAGAAUGUUAUUUAUAUGGGGGAUACAAUCUUCCCAGCUCUGCAGAUUUUGCUGUGAAGAGAUAGAAUCAUUAGAUCAUUUGUUUUGGUUCUGUCCAUUUGUAGCUUGUUUUUGGACACAGGUCCAGGAAUGGCUAAAGGAUUGCAAUAUUUACCUGGAACUAACCUUGCAGAUAGCAUUACUGGGUGAUCUGAAAAGUCAUAGUCAAUCAAUCAAUAAUAUAAUAAUACUUUUAGCAAAAAUGUUUAUUUUUAAUUCACAAUCUGUAGAAGCAAUGAGAAUAGAAAGGUUCAGAACUUUUGUAAAACAUCACAGUACGGUUGAAAUAUAUACAGUGGGGAAAAAAAGUAUUUAGUCAGUCACCAAUUGUGCAAGUUCUCCCACUUAAAAAGAAGAGAGAGGCCUGUAAUUUUCAUCAUAGGUACACGCCAACUAUGACAGACAAAAUGAGGAAAAAAAAUCCAGAAAAUCACAUUGUAGGAUUUUUUAUGAAUUUAUUUGCAAAUUAUGGUGGAAAAUAAGUAUUUGGUCAAUAACAAAAGUUUCUCAAUACUUUGUUAUAUACCCUUUGUUGGCAAUGACACAGGUCAAACGUUUUCUGUAAGUCUUCACAAGGUUUUCACACACUGUUGCUGGUAUUUUGGCCCAUUCCUCCAUGCAGAUCUCCUCUAGAGCAGUGAUGUUUUGGGGCUGUCGCUGGGCAACACGGACUUUCAACUCCCUCCAAAGAUUUUCUAUGGGGUUGAGAUCUGGAGACUGGCUAGGCCACUCCAGGACCUUGAAAUGCUUAUUACGAAGCCACUCCUUCGUUGCCCGGGCGGUGAUUUGGGAUCAUUGUCAUGCUGAAAGACCCAGCCACGUUUCAUCUUCAAUGCCCUUGCUGAUGGAAGGAGGUUUUCACUCAAAAUCUCACGAUACAUGGCUCCAUUCAUUCUUUCCUUUACACGGAUCAGUCGUCCUGGUCCCUUUGCAGAAAAACAGCCCCAAAGCAUGAUGUUUCCACCCCCAUGCAUCACAGUAGGUAUGCUCUACAACAUUCGGAGAGUGCGACCCUGCCUUACACAGGAAGCGGCGCAGGUCCUGGUCCAGGCACUUGUCAUCUCCCGUCUGGACUACUGCAACUCGCUGUUGGCUGGCCUCCCUGCCUGUGCCAUUAAACCCCUACAACUCAUCCAGAAUGCCGCAGCCCGUCUGGUGUUCAACCUUCCCAAGUUCUCUCACGUCACCCCCCUCCUCCGCACACUCCACUGGCUUCCAGUUGAAGCUCGCAUCCGCUACAAGACCAUGGUGCUUGCCUAUGGAGCAGUGAGGGGAACGGCACCUCUGUACCUUCAGGCUCUGAUCAGUCCCUACACCCAAACGAGGGCAUUGCGUUCAUCCACCUCUGGCCUGCUGGCUCCCCUUCCUCUGCGGAAGCAUAGCUCCCGCUCAGCCCAGUCAAAACUGUUCGCUGCUCUGGCACCCCAAUGGUGGAACAAGCUCCCUCACGACGCCAGGACAGCGGAGUCACUCACCACCUUCCGGAGACAUUUGAAACCCCACCUCUUUAAGGAAUACCUGGGAUAGGAUAAAGUAUUCCUUCUAACCCCCCCCCCCCCCCCCAAAUUGUAAAGUGGUUAUCCCACUGGCUAUAGGGUGAACGCACCAAUUUGUGAGUCGCUCUGGCUAAGAGCGUCUGCUAAAUGACGUUAAUGUGCCCUUGAGCAAGGCACUUAACCCUAAUUGCUCCUGUAAGUCGCUCUGGAUAAGAGCGUCUGCUAAAUGACUAAAAUGUAAAUGUGUUCUUUGGAUGCAACUCAGCAUUCUUUGUCCUCCAAACACGACGAGUUGAGUUUUUACCAAAAAGUUAUAUUUUGGUUUCAUCUGACCAUAUGACAUUCUCCCAAUCCUCUUCUGGAUCAUCCAAAUGCACUCUAGCAAACUUCAGACGGGCCUGGACAUGUACUGGCUUAAGCAAGGGGACACGUCUGGCACUGCAGGAUUUGAGUCCCUGGCGGCGUAGUGUGUUACUGAUGGUAGGCUUUGUUACUUUGGUCCCAGCUCUCUGCAGGUCAUUCACUAGGUCCCCCCGUGUGGUUCUGGGAUUUUUGCUCACCGUUCUAGUGAUCAUUUUGACCCCAUGGGGUGAGAUCUUGCGUGGAGCCCCAGAUCUAGGGAGAUUAUCAGUGGUCUUGUAUGUCUUCCAUUUCCUAAUAAUUGCUCCCACAGUUGAUUUCUUCAAACCAAGCUGCUUACCUAUUGCAGAUUCAGUCUUCCCAGCCUGGUGCAGGUCUACAAUUUUGUUUCUGGUGUCCUUUGACAGCUCUUUGGUCUUGGCCAUAGUGGAGUUUGGAGUGUGACUGUUUGAGGUUGUGGACAGGUGUCAUUUAUACUGAUAACAAGUUCAAACAGGUGCCAUUAAUACAGGUAAUGAGUGGAGGACAGAGGAGCCUCUUAAAGAAGAAGUUACAGGUCUGUGAGAGCCAGAAAUCUUGCUUGUUUGUGGGUGACCAAAUACUUAUUUUCCACCAUAAUUUGCAAAUAAAUUCAUUAAAAAUCCUACAAUGUGAUUUUCUGGAUUUUCUUUUCUCAAUUUGUCUGUCAUAGUUGACAUGUACCUAUGAUGAAAAUUACAGGCCUCUCUCAUCUUUUUAAGUGGGAGAACUUGCACAAUUGGUGGCUGACUAAAUACUUUUUUCCCCCACUGUAUGGCAAAUAGAAAUCCUAUAUGGAUGGUGUUAAGAGAUAGAUGGGAGGUAUUGAAUAGAGUUGAAGGAUGGGACUAAUAACAAAUAACAACUAAUAAUAACAAAGAUAGCUAAUAAUGUAAGCAUACUGUGUCCAUAAUAAGUAUAUAGGUUGUAUGUUGGGAGCUUUUGGGAAAGAGCACAGUUAGAAAGAUAUGGCAUUUAGAAGCAAACCGGAUGGACAUCAUGAAAAUGAUUGGAGAGGUUGAGAGUAGAAGAAGUUCAGGAGCAAAAAAAUAAAUAAAUAUAUAUAUAUAUAUAUAUAUAUAUAUAUAUAAUUAUUGUAAAAUUAACUCUGUCCAUAAGGUGUAGAUAGUAAGUAUAGACCGGAAGUAGAGGCCUGGGCGUUGUUGUUCACUAAUUUACUCCAAGUAGGGAAAGGAUGGUGGGGUUGAAAAGUAAUAAAGGGGAAUAUAUAUAUACAUAAAAAAUAAAAAUAAACAUGGGGGAUUGGAAGUGAUGCAGACAAUUACAUUGAUAGAAGAUACAAUCUAUCUGCAAUAUUAAGCUGAUCCAUCCCCCCGAAUAAGAAGAAAAAAAAAAAAAAAAGGUGCUGUGCUUGUUGAAUGUCCUCCUCUAUAAGCAUGCUGAAAGUCUGUUGUCAAUUUGUUUAAGGUAAAAUAGCAUUGUAUCUGGUCAAACACAAUUCUUUCCAAUAUUUUACUAAGGGUUGGUUACAGGCUAAUUGGUCUGCUAUUUGAGCCAGUAAAGGGGGCUUUACUAUUCUUAGGUAGCAGAAUGACUUUUGCUUCCCUCCAAGCCUGGGGGCACACAUGUUCUAGUGGGCUUAAAUUGAAAAUAUGGUAAAUAGGAGUGGCAAUAUCGUCCGCUAUUAUCCUCAGCAAUUUUCCAUCCAAGAUGUCAGACCCCAGUAGCUUGUCAUUGUUAAUAGACAACAAUAAUUUUUUCACCUCUUCCAAUGCUUGUCUUUCAUAAUUUGGUCAGAUAUACUUGGAUGUGUAGUGUCAGCAAUUGUUGCUGGCAUAUCAUGCCUAAAUGUUCUAAUCUUGCCAAUGAAAAAAUUAUUAAAGUGGUUGGCAAUAUCAGUUGGUUUUGUGAUGAAUGAGCCAUCUGAUUCAAUGAAUGAUGGAGCUGAGUUUGACUUUUUUCCCAAGAUUUCAUUGAAGUUGCGCCAAAGCUUUUUACUAUCAUUCUUUAUGUAAUUUAUCCUUGUUUCAUAGUGUUGCUUCUUAUUCUUUUUAUUCAGUUUAGUCACGAUUUCUCAAUUUGCGGUACGUUUGCCAAUCGGUUGUGCAGCCAGACUUAUUUGCCAUUCCUUUUGCCUCAUCCCUCUCAACCAUACAAUUGUUCAAUUCCUCAUCAAUCCACGGGGAUUUAACAGUUGUUACAGUCAUUUUCUUAAUGGGUGCAUGCUUAUUAGUAACUGGAAUAAGCAAUUUCAUAAAUGUGUCAAGUGCAGUGUCUGUUUGCUCCUCAUUACACACCACGGACCAACAUAUAUUCUUUACAUCAACAACAUAGGAAUUACUGAUCCUGCUGCUGAUGCUGGGCCUCAAGUGUUUCCAGGUAUGAGGCCUCUGUUUCCAGGUAUGAGGCCUCGGUCUCGUGGUAUGAGGCCUCGGUCUCCAGGUAUGCCUCGGUCUCGUGGUAUGAGGCCUCGGUCUCCAGGUAUGCCUCUGUCUCCAGGUAUGAGGCCUCUGUCUCCAGGUAUGAGGCCUCGGUCUCCAGGUAUGAGGCCUCGGUCUCCAGGUAUGAGGCCUCGGUCUCCAGGUAUGAGGCCUCUGUCUCCAGGUAUGAGGCCUCUGUCUCCAGGUAUGAGGCCUCGGUCUCC
Molecule: messenger RNA, 29877 nt
Organism: Coregonus sp. 'balchen'
Lineage: Eukaryota; Metazoa; Chordata; Actinopteri; Salmoniformes; Salmonidae
Source: the annotation of a GenBank genome assembly